AUGCUGUCCCUACCUAGAACACCUUCCAAGGCGAAUAAGAAGGCGGAUGAUGAGAUCGAAGAAAUCAAGACAUCGUUAUCUGCAAGAUGGGGAAUACAGUUGCCGCCAAGAGACUCGACCUGGAGUCCUUCCAGGAGGGACCCUAAUCGAGUGGAGGACAAGAUCGUAGCUUUCAUACAAUUCUUGUAUUUCAAGAAAGGAGCGCUGGACUACGCACUUAACCAAUUUGAAGAGACUGCUGUUCAGAUCGUUUCAAGAUGGCAGUUCAAGCCACAUGGAGAGCCCAACGUACUUCCAUCCCUCGAAGCAUCCAAGAGCGCGUUGAAACAAGACUUCUUGAAGAAGCGUCCAGCACUGUCGGAUAAAGCAAUCACAGAACUAACGGAAAAGCUCAAGCACUCCCUAAGUUUGAUCGUUGAUCGAGUCAAAGCUGGGGAGGAAUUUCCGAAAUCCGUCAAAGCUGAAGAUGACCCAAUCCCUACCAAUGAAACCUCGCCCUCCAAACCCAACAUUUUCAAACGCCAGUCGAGCCUCGCGCUAUGGCUGCGAUCUAAGAGCGAACCGGGACCAGCAAAGGGCGGAGACCCAUCAGCUCACCACCCCUCAUCUUCUGACGACUACCCAGACCAGGAAAUGGCAGAACUCUUGGUCAAUCUUGACGCGAUGAACAAUUCAUCGGCGAUCCCAACCCCAGCUGCAUAUCCACGGAAGGCUGGCGAAGCUGCAAAACUCGAACAGAGCUCCUCUUCAGAAGAUACAUUCGAGACUCCACCAACCACCCCACCACUGCGCAAAAGGUCGAGUCUUGGUCCUUCUACGGACAGAAAAAGAUCCCACCCUGACUCUAUGCAAGCGCCACCCUCACGAAACGUCUCUCGAAAAACAUCGAGUGAGAGAUCGGCCCAAGAGUCUAUCUAUCAGCGGUAUUCAAAAAAAGCUGACCCUACCCUACCGCCGGAUAAAACUUCCACGGCGAUGAUAACCAAGUCGCAGUAUGCCUAUCCAAGACAACCAGCGCAAAGCAGGAAUCCCGAGUCGGAGCCGGCUAAGCUCUUCGGCUCCUUCGAUAAUACAACGUCCGUUUCGUCCUCCAUGACAAGCGCAUCAUCGACUUGGACGUCACCAAAUACCUCUUUCUCCGUCAGAUCUCUGGCAACUUCAUUUGAUGCUUCCGUUGAUGGUACCGACACGGCCGUACGUGGGUCUUGGGACAAUCCCACACGCCCACCUCUGUUGAGUCACUCACUAUCGGGAUCAGAGAGCGAUGUUGCGAAAUGGUACGAGAAUGAGGCGAGCAAGGUCUCGACGGAUAAACCAAGAGCGCCAUCUGAUCCUAUGGAUCUUGACUAUGAAUUUGUUGUAACAGACAAAAUCGCGUCUAAAGCCGAAUCUCUGUACCUGCCGCGCCAGAUUGAGGCCAAGACCAGCGAGACAGCUGUUGGCGCGCUUUUAGCAGGACGUCUGCAAGAAAACCCUCCAUUUGUUCAAGUUCCAGAACAUUAUCCAUUGGUGCCAUUCCGACAGCUCUAUGAGAUCAUUAGAGUCGCAAGUACUUGCAAAUUAGACAUAAACAAUUUUUUGAUCUCUUUUAAAUCCACAUUCGAAUCCUACGACAGGCUCUGGUCCUCCCUCAGUUCUAUAGCCAAGGCACACGGGGCUCAGAUACCAGAAAGAUCAAAUCUCGCCGCCUGGGACCGAGCGGGCUCGAAAUUUGAAGGGGUAGCGUUGACCGGAAAGCUCAAACUAUUGGAUCAGCAGAAGGGACCUUGUUUUGAAUUCCAUUUGAAUCCUCUGAGGUUGGAGCCUUCUUACCGACUGUCUCGUCAUUUUGGCAGUGAUCGGUUUUGCGUCCUAGGUAUGCCAGGGCUUGGUCCUGAGGGUCUACCGUCGUACCUAAAACAGUACCAUACUUCUGCUCGUGAGGCAAUCACCAAUUGGCUUGUGGGCACGCACCACGAAUUCCUCGGACGCACGUGGCGCGCUUUCUAUACAAAACCUGAUGCCUCCAAGAAGAAAGGGAUGCGAAACAGUAUGCAAGACAGCCGGUACCGAAUAUUUUUUUUCGCUGAAAAUGGUGUCGGAUUCAGAGAUGGAGAAAGGCUCGGCGAGGCCGACCCACGCCUUCCGGAUCGACCUCGAAAGACAGUCAAAGAUAUGAUAGAAUGGUUCAUGCCAUUCAAAGCCAACCUCAAUCAGCCAUCACUCAAAUUUUUUGCUCGUCUGGCGCUAGGCGUCAGUAGUACGGUCGCAACUGUUGAAUUUUCACCCACUGAGAUAUUCAGAGCAGACGAUGCACGGGCAGAUACCCCGGGGCAGUGGCGCCUCAGCUACAAACGAUCGGACGAGAAAAAGAGGCAGAAGACUCCUUCAAAGUCUAAAGCACCUGUCAUGAAUGAUGGCUGUGCCCGGAUUUCUAGAAGAGCUGCAAGAGGAGUGGCGGAUUGCCUUGGUUUAGAUAACGUCCCUUGUGUUUUCCAAGGUAGGAUAGGAGGCGCGAAAGGAAUGUGGAUGAUUGAUGCUCAGGAUGAGACUCCAUCCAAACGGGGUCGAAAUUAUUGGAUCGAAAUCACGGACUCCCAGCUAAAAUUCGAGGGACAUGCCCUAGACGACCUCCACCCUGAGCCUGCACGGGUAACAUUCGAGGUCCAUGCUUGGGCGAAGAGACUUUCAUCGGGCUCCUUGAAUUUCCAACUUCUUCCGAUCCUCGUGGAUCGAGGCGUACCACCCGAUGUGUUCUCGAAGCUGCUUGACCAAGAUCUCACGGCUCGUGUCGGUGAACUUGAGGUAGCCAUGGAUUCUGGAUUGGCUCUUCGCAAAUGGAACCAAGAGAUUUAUCCCAUCACAGAGGAGAGGGCAAGAUACGGCGGGAUCGAGAUGCAAGGAGGUUUGCCUUCAUCAAAAGCAGAGACAAUCAAUUGGUUCACUGAGCAUGGUUUCCAACCCAAAACUUGUCGUUAUUUGAAAGACCAGCUGUAUCAAGCCAUCAAAACCUAUUGUCUUCGAUUGGAAAGUAAGAUGAACAUUGGACUUGGGCAAUCCACAUAUGCAUACAUGAUCGCAGAUCCGUUGGCCAUUCUUGAGGAGGAUGAGAUCCAUCUUGGAUUCUCCAGUGUCUUUCACGAUCCCGAGUCAGGCUUCGAUCAAUCAAUGCUACACAACAUGGAUGUUCUCGUUGCUCGCUUACCCGCUCACCUCCCCUCGGAUGUUCAGAAGGUUCGCGCUGUCUUCAAGCCAGAGUUGAUGAUGUACAGAGAUGUUAUUGUCUUCCCUUCCAAAGGCUCGGUCUCUUUGGCGAGUAAAUUAUCAGGCGGUGACUAUGACGGCGACCAGGCAUGGGUGUGCUGGGAUCCGGAUAUCGUGCAGCCCUUCAGAAAUGCCGAUGUCCCUCCUUUCCCAAAGCUUGACUCUUACGGCAUCGAAAAGGAUAGCUCCAAAGUCGCAGAUCUUCUGGCCCAUCCCGACUACACGACCACGUUCUUACGCCAUGCUUUCAAGUUCAAUCUUCAAGCCAACAUGCUCGGCAAAUGUACUUUGUAUCACGAAUCUUAUUGCUAUCGUGAGAAAGCCAUUGACAGCCCGGAGGCAGUCUCCAUAGCUGUACUGUUGGGAAACCUAGUAGACAGCGCAAAAGGCGGGUUUCAAUUCGGCGAAGCGAAAUGGGCCACCUAUCUCAGGAAAAACAACCUGCCUCGUACACUUUCAAAACCAGCGUACAAGGACAGACAGAAGGGGAAGCCGAAAGACCACCUAAUUGAUCACUUGGUCUUCGUGGUAGCCAAACGGGCGAGGGAGAAGGCAUUGAAUGAAUUCGACAAACAUUUCAAUGACGUUAGCCCACAAGACGAUGACCUCUUCCGUAUACGAAACGAAGAAAUGGAAGAGGCCAAAGGCAACAAAUCCCUGGCACAAGUCUUACAGAAUCUCAAGCACGAGUUAGAAGCUAUACAUACCUUCUGGAAAAUAAACGCCAGGCCGGAAGACGCCGACGACGAGUUUCGUCCUCCCAGGAAGUCCGAAGCCCUGAGCUUUCGAACCAUUGUCGAGAGAUGCCGCGCCGACUUCGUCAAUCUCAAACCCACUCUAGACGAAUGUCCCCCGACUGAGACAUCGGAUAGGAUAAGCAGCUGGCAGCGAGACCACGCGCGGGGCCGUUCAUCGCAUUGGGAUCUCCUGAAAGCGUCCGUUGCCUUCUACCAUUAUUAUCAGACGAGCUUCAUCUGGCACACGGCUGGGAUUGAAUUGGGUGAGAUCAAAGCAACGGCGAGAGGAAGGGGGACGUAUAGGGCGGUUGCUGGAGAGGUGUUUGAGGCUUUCAAACUGGAUAAGAGGGUCGUCGAUGGGGCGAGGAGGAGGGAGAUGUUUGAGAAGGAGGGAGGACCGAGGGUUGAGGAAGACGGAGAUGAUGAAGAGUUUGGCGUGUGGGAUUGGGGGGUUGAUGACUGCUGA
Letharia columbiana is the source of this 4446-nucleotide messenger RNA. RefSeq lists its product as uncharacterized. Gene Ontology annotation, cellular component: nuclear RNA-directed RNA polymerase complex. NCBI's taxonomy places the organism in Eukaryota, Fungi, Ascomycota, Lecanoromycetes, Lecanorales, Parmeliaceae. Gene Ontology annotation, molecular function: RNA-directed RNA polymerase activity. The transcript has 9 exons. Gene Ontology annotation, biological process: siRNA processing. The record is from RefSeq and is a predicted model, not a curated record. The coding region runs from base 1 to 4446 and encodes 1481 amino acids.